CUGAGUGAGCGAGCGGGUGGUGCGGGCGGUGGUGGGGCGAGGCGGCGGCGGCGAGAACUCACGCGUACAUACAGCUCGCGCGAUGAGUCUUUGUCUUUGACCGCAGAGUGGAGGGGAUACUGCGCAUGGGGAUACUUCGAAGCCAACGACAUCCACAACAACAGAAUCGCCGGUUUCGAAGUGAAGGCCGGCGCCAAUCCUACGGUGGUUCACUGCGAGAUACAUCACGGUCAAACGGGCGGUAUCUACGUUCACGAGUCAGGACUGGGGCAGUUCAUAGAUAAUAAGAUACACUCAAACAACUUCGCCGGCGUCUGGAUCACCUCAAACAGCAACCCCACCAUACGACGCAACGAAAUAUACAACGGACACCAGGGCGGAGUUUAUAUAUUCGGGGAGGGGCGCGGACUUAUUGAACACAAUAAUAUAUAUGGGAACGCCUUGGCCGGAAUACAGAUUCGCACAAACAGUGAUCCUAUAGUGAGGCACAAUAAGAUCCACCACGGUCAGCACGGCGGGAUAUACGUGCACGAGAAGGGCCAGGGGCUGAUCGAGGAGAACGAGGUGUACGCGAACACACUGGCCGGCGUGUGGAUCACGACCGGCUCCACGCCCGUGCUGCGCCGCAACCGUAUACAUUCGGGGAAACAGGUCGGCGUAUAUUUUUAUGACAACGGCCACGGGAAGUUGGAAGACAAUGAUAUAUUCAACCACCUGUACUCCGGAGUACAGAUUAGGACCGGCAGCAACCCCGUGAUACGAGGGAACAAAAUAUGGGGCGGACAGAACGGGGGAGUAUUAGUGUACAAUGGAGGGCUCGGGCUGCUGGAACAGAACGAAAUAUUCGAUAACGCGAUGGCCGGGGUGUGGAUAAAGACUGAUUCAAAUCCAACAUUAAAGAGGAACAAGAUCUUCGAUGGCAGAGACGGUGGCAUCUGCAUUUUUAAUGGAGGAAAGGGUGUGUUAGAAGAGAAUGACAUUUUUCGGAACGCUCAGGCCGGCGUGUUAAUCUCCACACAGAGUCACCCUGUACUCCGUAGGAAUAGAAUCUUCGACGGCCUGGCCGCUGGCGUCGAGAUAACAAACAAUGCUACGGCGACUCUCGAACACAAUCAGAUAUUUAAUAAUCGGUUUGGAGGAUUGUGUUUAGCGUCGGGCGUGUCGCCGCUGGUGCGGGGCAACAAGAUCUUCAGCAACCAAGACGCUGUAGAGAAGGCUGUCGGCGGCGGACAGUGCUUGUACAAGAUAUCCUCCUAUACCUCCUUCCCGAUGCAUGAUUUCUACAGAUGCCAGACAUGUAACACGACUGAUCGUAAUGCCAUAUGUGUCAACUGCAUCAAGACAUGCCAUUCUGGACAUGACGUGGAAUUUAUACGCCAUGACAGAUUUUUCUGCGACUGCGGCGCCGGGACUCUGUCCAACCAGUGCCAGUUGCAGGGCGAGCCGACCCAGGACACAGACACACUGUACGAUUCCGCCGCGCCGAUGGAGUCUCAUACGCUAAUGGUAUUCUGA
This is a messenger RNA of Danaus chrysippus (African queen), 1515 nucleotides long. The record is from the annotation of a GenBank genome assembly. Lineage: Eukaryota; Metazoa; Arthropoda; Insecta; Lepidoptera; Nymphalidae.